Molecule: messenger RNA, 1881 nt
Organism: Sinocyclocheilus grahami
Lineage: Eukaryota; Metazoa; Chordata; Actinopteri; Cypriniformes; Cyprinidae
Gene: elf3
Product: E74-like factor 3 (ets domain transcription factor, epithelial-specific)
Exons: 9
Coding region: 127-1263 (378 amino acids)
Biological process (GO): regulation of transcription by RNA polymerase II; cell differentiation
Cellular component (GO): nucleus
Molecular function (GO): sequence-specific DNA binding; DNA-binding transcription factor activity, RNA polymerase II-specific
Source: RefSeq, a predicted model, not a curated record
CUCUGAACAGUGAACCUCAAACCGCUGAAGACAAAACCUUACUGACUGGAUUAUUACCUAACUAACACUUGCACUGGGAUUUUAUAUAGAAACCAAGCUGCCUUUAUCCACCACAACUGAAUUGUCAUGGCGUCAAGCGAACUUAGUCUUAUUCUCAACAACGCAAAUGCCAACCUGUACCCAUCUGAACCGCAGCCCAACUUGUUGAGCAUGACAGCGCCGAUGGGCAGACUCUCAGAGAUGACUUUCAGCAGUAACAACAACAGCACAAUGGGCCCCUGGGAACUGGUGAACCCACAGAUGUGGACCAGGCAGAACGUUCUGGAGUGGAUUGGCUUUCACGUGGAGGACAGCAGGUUCGAUGCCAGUCUGCUGAAUAUGAACUACUGCGACAUGGACGGGAUCACACUGUGCACAAUGUCAAAAGAAACUUUGAUGAGCAUGUUCGGAUCGAUGCUUGGUGAACGGCUUCACCACAGCCUGGAGACCCAAAAGGCCAGAUAUGCUACUGACCUGUCUGAGACAUGUCUGAGUGAAUCCGAAUUAGACUUACUGGACAACAUACUGCAGAACUCGUUUCCCUACAUGCAUGGACCGAGCCUCGGUCCACUUCUGGAAACGGUGGUGGUCCAGCCCUCAAUCCCAUCAGACAAUUCGGAGAACAACUACAGCUACUUUGAUGAGUACACCAACCAGCUGACUCCAGAGAGCGACCACGGCUACGACUCUCUAACUGAGAGCUUUCAGAGUUCCCACACUGGUAGCUUCCUGAACCCAAGCUCACCCGAGUCCAACAGCAGCGACUCCGACCCAGAAUACUCAGAGAUUAAUUACUCCACCAGCACUAAGAACUUUGUGAAACAAGAGUCCGGAGAGCCCAAAAAGAGAGGCAGAGGACGACCCCCAAAGUGCCAAAGUGAGGGAUUUGACCAUUUCAUUCAGUCCAAAAAAAGCAAACACGCUCCAAGAGGAACCCACCUGUGGGAGUUUAUCCGGGACAUCCUGAUCCACCCGGAGAAGAACCAAGGUCUGAUGAAAUGGGAGGACCGCAGGGAUGGUGUCUUCAAGUUCUUGAAGUCUGAAGCUGUUGCUCAGCUCUGGGGGCAGAAGAAGAAGAACAGCAGCAUGACGUACGAGAAGCUCAGUAGAGCCAUGAGGUAUUACUACAAACGAGAGAUUCUGGAGAGAGUGGAUGGACGGAGACUCGUCUAUAAGUUCGGGAAGAACUCCACCGGUUGGAGAAUGGAGGAGACCGGAUAUUGAAGUGGACCUGUCAGUCAAACCUAGAGACUUUGGACUCCUGCAAAUGAGGAACUUUAGGGUGCUCUGAAGAUCCUCUCUUUAGAAACAUGCUCUUCCCAGAGGGAAAAGGUUUCACAGAAACUGUAAGCCAGAGUUUUGGCUAAAGUAGGUUUUAUGAACCGGUAAAAGUUGUGCAUGUCUGGUUCGAGCGGCACGCGGGCGUGGCCUGGAUCAGAUAGUAUUGCUACAUCACAUAAAGACUCGAUGUAAACACUUGUUCUACACAGUGGUUGAACUGUUAGAGAAUGUAAAGCUUUGUUAAGGCUCUUUGGUAUUGGGAAAUUAAGUUUCAUGUGUAGGUAUAUUUGUCAAACCAUUUGUCAGAGCAGAUUAACGGAAGAACACGUCGGUGGUAUGAAGUGUCUGUAACGUUCAUAUCUGCUUUGCUGAUUGAUAUUUGUUCUACUGUAUAUAAAUGUAUGUAUAAACUAUAUAUUAUUUGUAAUACUUGUCAAUCGAGUCCAAAUCAGAUAUAUCAAUUUCUCAAUUUUUCUGUGAUUUGUCAAGUCACUGGAUAAUGUGUAUGAGGUUUGCCUCUCAGAUGUUAUAACUAUUAUGUAUGGCAUUUAUUUGCUAUUU